Leptosia nina is the source of this 3720-nucleotide messenger RNA. The record is from the annotation of a GenBank genome assembly. NCBI's taxonomy places the organism in Eukaryota, Metazoa, Arthropoda, Insecta, Lepidoptera, Pieridae.
AUGAAUCCGUUGAACAUAGCAGAGUGGUCAGUAGACCAAGUUUCAGAAUGGUUAUCGGGUUUGGGGCCGAUGAUAUCACAGUAUGCACCGGAGCUACUAAACCGAGGCGUUAAUGGAGCUAAGCUCUUGACUUUGAGAUGUGACGAUCUGGAGUACCUCGGUAUACAUGUGAUUGGGCACCAGGAGCUGUUGUUGGAGGCUGUAGAACAUCUAAGAAACUUCCAUUACGAGAUAUCCAGGGAGUGUGUCCAACAACUAGCGCUUCGUGUGUCGGCAGCGGCAUCGUCACUGGCUCGGGCCCUUCGCCACCACGCAGACGCCAGACUUGAGACCCAUUCACUCGCCGAUGUGGCUAGGACUGUACAUGCUGUAAAGCCAUUGGUUUGCUGGCUGGAUAGAUGGCCACUCUGUUCCGGAGCACCAUUGGCGGAGCGCAAAGCAGCGCUGCUCAAGCUAUCCCUAGAAGCUGCGACGUGUGCGCAGAGAGAUAGGUUUGCGGAGCAGCCAGCACGCGCUGUGGCUGCUGCUGCUGCUGCCGCGGCAGCUGUUGCUGACUAUAUCAUACAGGACGUCUCUGACCCCAUGAUCCUGCAGCCAGCAUCUGUGGAUACGGUGACGCUGAAGCAGGGCGAACGCCCCCUGGGGUUCCAAGUGCUACCUUCCUUCUGCGGGCAUCAUCAACUCGCUCACAUUCGCUUCGGUUCGCCCGCCCAUGCCUCCGGACACGUACACGAAGGGGACGAGAUCGUACAGGUCGGUGAUAUAUGCGUGAUUGGCUGGAGUGGGGAUUCCGUGGAGCGAUUCUGCGCAAAGCAGGCGUUACGUAAUGGGGAAUUGGUGCUCAAGCUGCGACGGCGAGGAGCUAGGGCUUUGCCCACCCCGCCCUUGCACGCGAGGACGCCCCGUCCACGAGCAAACAGGCUCAGGCUGCCCCCGCUACAUGACACGCGGAUGCUGCAUAGAUACGAAUUAGAAUUUCCUAUUGCUGCGGUGCCACUUCCAGCUCCCCCAGAGAGCCCCUCGAACACCCCUGCCCCCCACUCGCCAGUUUCCUCCUCUGAUGAGAGCGAGGUUAUAUCGCCCCCGGCUUCACCCACGCAGCUACAUCUGGAUAGAGCUAGAAUGUACCCCCCUAAGCCGCAGGCAGUGGUGCAGCGACGUCACACGAUCAGUUGCGGCAGCCCCGUUUCUAGGAGACCCCAUCUUAGUAUUGAACAGUUUUGGCAAGAACUGCAGCAGCAGCGGUGGGAACAUGGAGAUGCACCUGACCACGAGGAUUCUGCCCUCUACAGGCGAGAUAAGGCAGUAUCCUGCAGCACUGGUCUUCAACUCUCACCUCGGCCUCGCACUUGCUUGGGUGUCCCCAGGGCUCCUCUCAACAUUGCCGAACCCCCCCACGCCGCAUGCCGAGGAAAGCUUGACAAAAGCCACUCAACCCCGGCGUACGAACUCGAACCAUCUGCGCCACUAGCGCCACUGACAGACAAUCCUAUACCAGAAUCGCCAACUACACCCACUACUCACAAGGCGGAUAAAGACCCACUGACAGAUUUCGAUGGCCAAGGUGUUUCUUCAGAUAAGGUACAAGAGGUAGCUCGAGAUAUAUCUAGCACGUGUGACAUGUCACAGGACGAUGACAUAAAGUUAAUAGAUGACGAGUCUUCGGAUGAGACUCCGGUGCCGGUUCUGGAGACGUUGAACACGGUGCUGGCGGAGAGCGAAGUGAAGACUGGGCCGGAGAAGCCCGAGGUUAUGGAACGUAACGUUAUGAUAUACCCAAAGCCGCGCAUAACUGAACGCUGGAAAGUGCAAGACGUGCCCCCUGAACCGCCCCCGCGGCCCUCCACGCGGCUUCCCCCUCCUCCCCCACGGGAGCACAUGCCCCCCUCCCCCCGUCUCUGCCCUAUAGAGAUGGAAAUACACCAUGUGUUCGAAGGGGACAGUCGGUCCCCGAGCAGGGACGGACAGACCUGGGAGCCGAUAUCGAUGGUGCAACCGAUAUCGCCCCUGAGGGAGUGCACCGCUCCGCAGUAUCCGGUGCUGAGGAUGAUACCUCGACCUGCUGAAUCCCGGGACUCUUCGCCUCUUAAGCCGCUGCGCCCUGGGGAUACUACGCAGAUAUCCGUACCGCUCCGUCAUAUAACCAAACACGAUAUAAAACUCGUAUCGAACGAGAGACGAGAGCUGCCCCCGAUCAACGGCGAGCCCGAGCCGAGUCCGAGCGAAGCGCGGAAAAGAGACGGCGAUAUCGUUAUCGGUGCUGCGAGUGAGCAAGCGCACCUGCUCGAGUCGCUGCACUCCCCGAAGGGAGCUAUGUCCCCCACGGGCAGCGUGGUUAGGGGCAUCUUCCCUACUUCCAAGUCGAGGAGUUUGAAGAAGAAGAACUCUAUACUGGCUAAGCGUCGCGAGGUAGCUGCGCGGGCGCUCAGCGCGAGGGGCGCCGCGGGCUGGGUGUGGCAGCGUGUGCGGGCACGGCAUCAGCAGCAGCCGCGGUGGGCGCAGCGCUAUCUUCUGCUUACUCACAAUCUUCUCUACGCAUAUCGGUCUCCCGAGAGCGUCCGCGCCGACUGCAUGAUCUACCUGGAGGGGUGCACGGUGAGCGCGGCGGGGGAGGUGAAGUCGCGUGCGCACUCUUUCAAGGUGUAUCACACGGGCAGCGCCUUCUACUUCGCCGCCGCCUCCACUGACGCUAUGCUGGCCUGGAUCCAGCUUAUCCACCGCGCCACGCUGCUGCCCUCGAUGCUCUCGCAAAAUACCGACAUAAAACAAUUCUCGGAAACCGAUUAUUCCGAAACUGAAUCGGAAACGGAGAGCCCUGAAAAGAGAGACAGGGAACGCGAGAAGGAAAAGGACAAGGAUAAAUCGAAGUUCGGUUCGCUCAAGAAGUUGACACACCGCAGUGGGAGAAGUGAACGCAGCGAGUCGCAUGAGAACGUGAGCCAAGCGGCGGCUUCUACUAGCCUCGAUCGGAAGUAUCUAAGGUUCUUUUCUCGAACGAGGGCUAAAGAUGACUCCAAGAGCAAGACCAAACAACCAUCGGGUCCAGUCCCCACCGAGCAAUACCGCAGUUACCGUCGUGCGCUCCCCGACCCUCCGUCGUCCCCUGCUCAGCACCCCAGUUCUCCCCCUCCUCCCCGAAAUAAACCGAGCCCAAUCGACUACAUCCACGCCUCCAAUCCGAAUUUAUUGGACUUCGAGAAGAGCGAUUUUGUCAUGAAGCCAGCCAUCCAGCCGAAGCCGAAGCCCAAGGAGAAACUCGUGGGUUUCGUGACUCUUGAAGAGUUUAUGCUUAAGAAGCAAGAGGAAGAGAGACGGCAGGUGUACUCGGAGCGAGUGUUGCUGGGCGUGCAAGAGAGACGGGAGUUGCAGCGGCGUCUGGAUAGGAUAGUGCCUGAUGUUAUAUAUGGGGAGGUGGAUACCGCGAGACCGGGAGGAGACGGAUACGAGAAAAUCGUGUUUCCCGAUGAACGAACGGAUGGAAAUAAGCCGGAAUCCCUUAAGAAGAAGGAAAAGGUGAAUUUGCCCGUUUCCAGUUCCUCUCUUGCCCCAGCACCGACUGAAAGUACCGGAGGUGCGAGCGUGUCCCGUUUGAGGUUGAUGUUUGGUGGAAGACAGCAGGGUGCUGAGACUCGAUCUGGGCAGUACCCCCACUUGCAGUGCCCCCCUACUUUUCAGCCGGAGAGCUAUUCUCUAGCGCGUCUUGCGCCCCGACAUCCCUAA